Molecule: messenger RNA, 1550 nt
Organism: Paralichthys olivaceus (Japanese flounder)
Lineage: Eukaryota; Metazoa; Chordata; Actinopteri; Pleuronectiformes; Paralichthyidae
Gene: nherf1a
Product: NHERF family PDZ scaffold protein 1a
Biological process (GO): protein localization to plasma membrane
Cellular component (GO): apical plasma membrane
Molecular function (GO): signaling receptor binding; protein-membrane adaptor activity
Source: RefSeq, a predicted model, not a curated record
GUGAACUCAGCGUCGUCAGAGGAAAGUUUACAGCGGCUCAGUUCAGCGGAAGUGAACUGCGGUGAACAGGUGUCAGCAGCUCUGUUGUUGUGCGACUCGCUGUAAAGUAAAGUUUGAGCAGAGGACACAGAGUUUGAAUCGGUCAGAAGAGUUCCAACAUGUCGAGCCUCCGACCCAGACUGUGCAAGCUGGAGAAAGAAUCCAGCGGCUACGGAUUCCACCUGCACGGGGAGCGGGGCAAGACCGGCCAGUUCAUCCGGCUGGUGGAGCCCGACACCCCGGCCGCCGCGGCCGGGCUCCUCGCCGGCGACCGGCUCGUGUUCGUGAACGGGGAGAACGUGGAGGGCGAGAACCACCAGCAGGUCGUCGCCAGGAUAAGAGCCACCUCCGGGGCUCUGGAGCUCAUCGUGGUGGACGCGGAGACCACCGAGCUGCUGAAGAAACACGGGCUGCAGUGCCGGAAAGAGUUCGCCACGGAGGGGAUCCCUCUGCCCGGCGGGGACGGCGACUCGGAGCGGGCGGACGCACAGAGCAACGGCACCCCGAGGGAGUCCAGCCCUGUCCCGCGGGAGAACGGGGACACGUCCUCGGAGAGGCUGAGUGUCAGCUCCAGCAACAAGGAUGAGAAAAGUGAGCUGCGGCCUCGUCUCUGCCACAUGAAGAAGGCAGCUAACGGCUACGGCUUCAACCUGCACAGUGAGAAGACUAAACCGGGCCAGUUCAUCAGAGCUGUGGACAAAGACUCCCCAGCGGAAAGUGCCGGACUCAGACCACGGGACAAGAUCAUCCAGGUUAAUGGAGUGUCUGUAGUCGGAAUGCAGCACUCAGAGGUGGUCGGAGCCAUCAAGGCCGGAGGAGAGCAGACCCAGCUGCUGGUGGUCGAUGCUGAGACUGAAGCGUUCUUCAACAGAUGCAAUGUUCUGCCCACUGAGGAACACCUCACUGGACCUCUACCAGAGCCAGUGUCAGACAGAGCAGCAUCAGGGGAUGAAGAGGCGGUGACCAGGCCUCACGCGCAGGUGAGCCCGACAGCUUCCAGUGCCUCCUCCGAAACCUCCCUGUCAGCAGCGACCAACAGCUCCCCACCUCCAGAGGUUGAGAGAGCUCCAGAGCAGGGUGACAAGCUGGGUCAGAUGUCAUUGGCUCAGGCCAGAGAACAGGCCCAUAAGAAACGAGCUGCCAAGAAAGCCCCGCCCAUGGCCUGGAGCAAGAGGAACGAACUGUUCAGCAACUUGUAAACAUCAUCUUCAUCAUCAUCAUCGUCAGUUCAGUCUCCUCGUCCGUCGUGACUCCGCAGAGAUAAUCAGCCCGCCUUCUCUCUGGAUUUUGCUUUUUUUUUUUUAUCACACUGUGAAUGAAUGACAGUUUUUAUUUAGAACAUUUUAAACUCCCGUGUUGGAACAGUAUUAUUUGAUGAUUCUGUUGGUUUGAUUGAGGCUUUUUUCCCCAUUUGAAAUGUCACUGUCACACACAGGAAUGAAUGUUAAUAUAUUAAGAAGAAUGUUGGAGAGCGAGAGAAUAGUAAUGUACAGUUUCUCUUUCUAAAAAAA